Monosiga brevicollis MX1 is the source of this 1500-nucleotide messenger RNA. RefSeq lists its product as uncharacterized. The transcript is spliced from 2 exons. The coding region runs from base 1 to 1500 and encodes 499 amino acids. Gene Ontology annotation, biological process: double-strand break repair via homologous recombination. Gene Ontology annotation, cellular component: cytoplasm; chromosome; nucleus. The record is from RefSeq and is a predicted model, not a curated record. Gene Ontology annotation, molecular function: 3'-5' DNA helicase activity; ATP binding; four-way junction helicase activity. Lineage: Eukaryota; Choanoflagellata; Craspedida; Salpingoecidae.
AUGAGCGUGGCUUGGCUGCAUACACUGGUGUUGCAUCAUACGCCCGAGCCUUCAUUGGGGGCGUUGAAUGUGGCACACUCUCAAAGCCAGCAUGCAGGCAGAACGGCACGCAACGUCUAUGGCCGCACGCAGCUCGAUCACAAGUUUGUGUCCAGUGAAGCACAGUAUGGCCACCAGUUUGUGUCUGAAGAAUGGCACAAGCUCAUGAAGCUGGUAGAUGUAGAGGAUCAGAUCCAAGCCGAGGCCGUGGAUGGGCAGACCUGCGUGCAACAAGUGGUUCAUAAACAGGUGGUCAUCCAACGAAGCCGAGGAGCCGGAUCGUCCAUGCCAGUUGCCGUGCCGCGAGCCGUGGAAGAGGCUGCGUCGACGGCCUUGCAGCAAGAGCCAAGCCAGCACAAUGACCAAACGCAGCAACAAGAGUAUGAAGAUCAGCUUUGGCUUGCUCAAUGUGUGCGGCAAGCGUGGAAGACAACAUUUCGCGACUGGGAUCAGUAUCGAUUGGCACAGGCUGUGACUCGGCACGAAGCACAGGACGGCUGGCUGUUGGCCGUGGCCCCGACGGGCAUGGGCAAGACGCUGUGUACACUCGCUCACCUCCAGCCACGCAAGGUCGUGGUGUGGGUAGUGCCGCUUCGUGAGCUUGCCAGAGACUUGUGCCGCCGCUUCGAGCAGGCUGACAUUGUAUCGCAGUGGGCUAAGAAUGAUGGCCGUGACACGCAAGUCAACGUGCAAGUGGUUGUCAUGACGGUCGACUUUUUGGUUGGCCAUGGGAUGAUGUGGGUGCAAACUCUCGUGCAGCAAAAGCGUCUGGCCAUGCUGGUGAUGGACGAGGUUCACACAAUGCUCGUGGACACCAGCUAUCGAGAGAGUCUUGUUCGCUGCCCAGGCCGGCUGGACCAUCUUCGCCAAAACCCAUCCGUCAAGUGUGUGGGCCUGACUGGCACGCUUUGCCCCAAAGAUGAGCGGGCUCUGCUCCAACAGCUGGAUUGCACGGAGGACGCUUCGUACCAGACCUUUCGUAUGCCAACCAUGCGAACCGAUCUUCGGCUAGGGGUGCAACAAGGAACAACAAAGGCAUUUGAGAUGUUUGUGAAACGCCACUACGGCCUGUUGGAGCAAGAGGGCCGCGUGGAUCGCAUGCUGAUAUUUUGUGACACGAAGAAGCAGGUUGAGGCAUUGUCGACUCAGUUGGCACGCACGUUGGGUCACGAGCAGUCGCUGGCCGUGGAUGCUGACAUGUCAGCCGAAGACACACGGGUCGCUCUUGAGCAGUGGAGGAGCGGCACGCAGAGUCUGGUCUUGGUGGCCACAAGCUGCUUGGGCGCGGGCUUGGACAUGCCCAACGUCCGGAAGGUGAUCUGGUUUGGCAGCGGCUACAACGGCUACACCUUGUCGCAGGCCUUUGGCCGGGCUGGCCGCGACCGACGGGUGGCGAGGCCACGCUAUGGAUACCACCAGGCACAGCGGUUUCGGAAGACCUGCAGCCAUUUGCAAGCAUGA